UGCGGUGCGCGUGCGGCGGGGAACGCUCAGGUAAGCGUCAGUCCGCGCCGUGAUCUCCCACCGACAGGGAUCGACGCACGCGACACGCUCAAAUUCCGUUUUGAAAAUCGAACGCAUUUUUUUAUUUUUAAAAACACAGGGAUGGCAUUCUCGGUAUUUUCCUAGUUGAGUUUGAGGUGCCUUCAGGUUAUGUUUGGGCAGUGAUGUCCGACAAGAGAUGCGGCCGGUUGUCAUCGCCGCGUGCUUGCUGCUGCUCGCGCCCAUCACCGACUCCUGGUGGGCGUCUGGCAGUGCUGUGAUCUUGGAUCCACGAAUGGUGUGCAAGAAGAACCGUCGGACAAGGAGCAAGCUGUCCCAGAUCUGCCGCAACGAGACGGGUCUACUGAAAGAGAUCUCAAGAGGCGUGACCCUGGGGGCCACGGAGUGCGCCCACCAGUUCCGAGGGCGACGGUGGAACUGCACCACACAGAGGCGAAGUAUGAGGAAGAUACUCAUGAGAGACACUAGAGAGACUGGCUUCGUGAACGCCAUCACGGCAGCCGGUGUCACGUACGCAAUCACCAGGGCUUGCACGGCGGGUUCGCUGCUCGAGUGCUCUUGCGAAAAGGAUGCUCCGAAACCCCGUCGCGGGCGCAGCAGUCAGGUCACAGUGCCGUCCGUGGUUUCCACAUCUAGGUGGCAAUGGGGUGGCUGCAGCGACAACGUUCGCUUUGGACUCAAGAAGUCCAGGGAGUUUAUGGACAGCCGCUACAGGAAAAGAAGCGACGUUAAGACCUUAAUAAAACUCCACAACCAUAACGCUGGGAGGUUGGCCAUUCGCAAUAACAUGAGGGUCGAAUGCAAAUGCCACGGUGUAUCUGGAUCCUGUACCCUGAAGACGUGCUGGUGGCGGAUGCCCACCUUCAGAGAAGUCGGCGACAAACUCAGAGAUAGAUUCGAAGGUGCUGCUAAGGUGAUCUCCAGCAAUGACGGCGAAAGUUUCAUGCCGGAGAGUCCAACCCUGAAGAGGCCCGGAAAGAAAGACAUUAUCUACUCGGAAGAAUCGCCAGAUUUCUGUUUGCCGAACAUUAAGUCUGGAUCUCUCGGAACCCAGGGUCGUAGGUGCAACACCAGUUCUGUGGGAACUGACAGCUGCGACCAGCUCUGCUGCAGACGGGGUUACAAGAAGACGACUAUAAAAGAGACUGCUAACUGCAACUGCCAAUUCAAAUGGUGUUGCGAAGUAAGGUGUGACACAUGUCUUGUGAAACGUGAUAUAAAAACGUGCCUGUAAUGUGAUAGAUAAUGUCUUAAAUGUUAAUUAAACGACGUACUUUAAUGAUC
Messenger RNA from Plodia interpunctella (Indianmeal moth), 1323 nucleotides. It is a transcript of the gene Wnt6, whose product is annotated as Wnt oncogene analog 6. The coding region runs from base 218 to 1273 and encodes 351 amino acids. The record is from RefSeq and is a predicted model, not a curated record. Gene Ontology annotation, cellular component: extracellular region. Gene Ontology annotation, molecular function: cytokine activity; frizzled binding. Gene Ontology annotation, biological process: neuron differentiation; multicellular organism development; canonical Wnt signaling pathway. Lineage: Eukaryota; Metazoa; Arthropoda; Insecta; Lepidoptera; Pyralidae. The transcript has 6 exons.